UUUGCUACAUCUCUUCACAGGUGCCGAGCUGCUACAUAAAUCGUGCGAUGUUACCUUGAAAGUGAGGCUGCUAUAUUUAUUUUUAUUCUAGUCAACAGAAAGUUACUCUCCAGUAAAUUACAACCGGAUUGUCUAUUAAUCUGUUUUUAGUGUAGCGUUUAGACAUUAAACGCAAGUGCUAGCUUAAAGGAUGCAUUGCUAGCUUCGUUGGGUCGUUGUUUACAUGUUAUUCAGAGAUAACGAGAAAGCGAAGCAGGGGGUUUCCUGUCUCUUUUAAAGGGUUUUUUUUUACUAAAUUACGGUCGAAAAUAGCCAACACUUUAGAAGGCUCUUGCCGUAAACUCCCAAUUGUAUACUGACAGUAUCUCAGGCAGCAUGUUGUGUUUUCUGGAAGCUCCCAGCGGUGUGUCGGUCAGUCUCGGACAUUAAGACGGGUUUAAUCACAACAAAAGGAGCAUGGAGUCUGUGAGGAGCGCGUUUCACGCUCAGCUGGCCACCAUCAUGGACUCUCUGCUUGCUGCGGCCGUGUGCGAGAUCGCCAAGAUCUUCGAGAGCAGCCUGUGCGAGCAGCAGACGGAGCUGGCGCAGAAAGCCGAGGAGAUCUCCGUGCUCCGCUGCAGGCUGGAGAAGGUGGAGAGGAGGCACAAAGCUAAGGGUGGAGGCACCGAGGAGGCAGAGCCGUCAUCAGGAGACAGAGAGGGCAGCCUGAGGCAACAGAUCCCGACAGGAUCAGCACUGAGUGUGGGGAAGGAGCCAUGUCCAUCGGAAGCAGAGGAAGUACUCUGCAUGCUGAAGGAAGAGGCUACAGGUCAGGAAGGAGCUGCCAUAAAACAUGAGCAUCUUAGAUUGCGGUCUGCUGCAGUCCAAACCCCGAAUGGAAAUCUGUGCAUUUCCCAUCCUGACCACUGCUCUCCCAAAUCUGAAUCCAGUCUACUUCCAGCAGGUGAGUGGUUACCUGGACUGAACACCACUCGAGGUGCUGUAUCAGGUCUGGACCAGCUGCAGGCAGACGGCACUGACUGCUCUGCUGCAGGUAGCAGCAGCAUCGGCAACGACGCGUCUUCCUUCCCGCGCGGUUUUAGAUCAGACGAGACCAAUAACGAAGGUGACAAUGCCUCAUUUGCUUAUCUGGACCAGGAGUCCGAGAACCAGAACUCGGAUCAGGGUCCGGGAGAAAAGGAGGCUCAGAGAGAUCUCACUCCAGCCUCCUCUGGUGAAUCCUGGCGAACAAGAGAUGACAGAGGUGCAAGAGGCCACAUCAAUCACACACGGCGAGUCACUAAUUUUACUACCAGAGAUCCUCUGCGACCGCAGUCCAACUCCCAGUUGCUCGCAGCACGUCAGACCAACACUCACAGUCAUCCUGUAACUCCCAGUGGAGGCAGCGGACGCCCUUACUCCUGCCCCUACUGCACCAAGUGUUUCACCUACCCUUCCCAUCAGCGCAGGCACCUUCUACGGCACACCGGAGUCAGACUGCAUCCAUGUCAGUUCUGUGACAAGAGCUUCCUCACGCCGUCAGAGCUCACUGUUCACACUCGCACGCAUACCGGGGAGCGUCCCUUCGGCUGCGCUCAGUGCGGUAAACGCUUCGCCCGCAGCGGCAACCUGAGAGCCCACCAGCGAGACGUUCACAUGGGAAAGAGGCCCUUUGCUUGUGUCGAGUGUGGAAAAAGAUUUGCCCACAGAGGAAACCUGAGGGUGCACAAUCACAGAGUCCAUCAAGGGGAUCCGUACUACUCUGACGGUCAACCGGAGCCUGACAUAGGCCAGAGUGCUAUUUAAAAGCAACACAAGUAGGAAGAAUACCUACAUGAAGUUAUUAUUCAGCACCUUGGCAGCAAUUUGGAACAAUUGAAGCUUUUUGGUCUUAUUCGUGCUUCUAUAUUUUUUUUUUUAUGUAGAUGAUUAUGUCUAAUUCUGAGUCAGUCUGUUUUAGGUCAAAUAGUUUUUUGUUCAGUGUAAUUGAUGUGAAUGAAUGAAUAUAAUAAUCUGAACAUAACUGUGGAAGUAAAACAAGCAAAAUGUAACUAUAUUGCUGCUUCUUUUCCUUUUCAAACUUGGCCAUUUCUGAACACACUCUUCAUUUGAACUGAAAAAACUGUCAAAUAAUGUUUUAUAUAUGCUACAGCUGCAUCUAAAAAAUUAAAAUAUCAUUAAAAUUGCAUUUGUUUCAGGAUUUCCGUUUAGUACGGGUACAUUCAAAUGUUAUAUAGACUUAUUACACAAAGAGUCAUAUAGUUCAAGCAUCAUUUUCUGUUAGAUUUCAUUAUUUUGGCUUACUACACAAGAGGAUUAUGGAAAUCCUGAAUCAGAACACCUUUUACAGUGGCAUUAAUUUCCUUCCAUAGUUUAUGGCUAAUAAAAACCCAAAAUUAACUUCCUCCAAAAAUCAGACGAUUAAAAGAGAUCAAUAAAUCUGCUAAUAUCCAAACAUUUUAGUGGAAAGUUAGGUGAAAGGAAAAAGUAUGGUAGAAAAAGGUGUGCAUAUGACAGAAGUAACCACAUUCUUUAGGUGAUUUGCUGAUAAUCACCUCUUAGCAAAAACAGCAGCCUCAUCGCCUCCAUUGAUCCAGUGACUCAUGCAAAGUUCAUGUAUAUUCUUUGACAUUUCUGUAUCGAAAAAAACAUGUUUAAUAGCUUCAAUUAUAAUCUUCAGAGAAACUAAAUUUAGGAUUUUCCUUGACUGUUGAUAGUAAUCAUCCAAAUUGAUAGAAAACAAUUGAAAGAAUUCACUCUUUAGGUAAUGAAUCUACAAUAUGAAUGUAUUUGAGGAUCAUAUAAUGGAUAGAAAUCCAAUAUAUGACUCAUAAAUCUUGAGUCAUAGAUAAUACAUACUUAAUAUAAUUAAGUAUUUAUUCAGAUGAACUAGAACUCAUCUGUCUUGCCUCGAUGGAUGAAUAUACAGAGUUGUGCAGUAAAGGACGUUUGUUCAGCAUGUAGUUAAAACUGAUACCACACAAUGUUUCCCGUUUCCUGAACAUCCUGUAUGAAACUGGUAGAAAGCACUAAAGUUAUUUUCUUUUUUUCAAUUAAGUAGUGGAAAUAGAAAUAACGACUAGGAAGAAUAUGACAUGAACAAACAACUGGUCCUCCUUUGCACUCUUAUCUUUUAGAACGAUUUAAUCCCUUUAGAGCAUUAAACUUCAAAAAUGUAAAACAUUGCUGUAUUGUUUAUCCUAUCUUAAAUAUUACUGUAAAUAUAAUUGCUCUUUGUCAGUGCUUACCUUGGAUUGAAUGUAGUCUUAUUUUUCUUCUUCAAUAUUAAAGAAGAUUAAUACUUCUUCUUUUUUUUGCUUUUUUUCUCCAAAAAAUCUAAUUUCCUCCAGUUGAUUUCUGGUUAAAUAUUUUUUCUCCUGGAUUUUAUGUCUUUGCUACUGCUUGUUUACUUCAUAGGCCUUUUAUUUUAGUUUUCUGCAAUUUUUUUCUUCUACUUUCUCCAAUAAUUAGACAGCUGAAUUUUUUCUUCAGUAUCUGUUUUCAUAAACAAGCUUAUUAGUAAAGUCCGAAUUGUUCAGGAUUUUCUCAACAGUAAAAAAAAAAGUUUUUCCAUUGCUUAAGCUGACUUAACAAUAUUUACUGUAAGGUUUUAUUUAUUUUAGAACUGUGGUUUAAAAAGCAGAUUGUUUGGCUGCUAAAUUAAAGUAUGUUUGUUCUUAGUUUGAAGCUUUUUUGGUCUCUUCAAAGCUAACUGUAUGUACUUUUUAUCAAGUUUAAUUAUAAUUUGACUCGGCUGUGAAAAGCUUUAUUGUGGUAAAUUUAAUGUUAAAGAGGACUUUUUUGUUUCCUUUAAAAAAAAAAGUUAAUCGUCUACAUCCUGGCUUUUCAUUGCGAAGAAAUAAACAUGUAAGUUUGUUGCACUGUUUUAUGUCAGACACCGGGGGGCAGUGCAAAUACAAGAAAGGUUUACAGAAAUGUAUGUUGACAGGUUUUGAUGUUCUCAGCAUGUUUUACCUUGUUUUGUCCCACAUUUGUCACAUCUUUUUCCCUGAUGCAUGCCCGUGUGUCAUCAUGGUGCCCGUCCUGUAAUACAUCGUAUGAAUGUUCAGAAAAAUCAAAAUGUGAGUUACUUCUAUACGUGCACAAAACCUAAUGUAUUAGAACAUGUUUUAGCUAUCUUCUUCUUUAUAUAUAAGUAUGUAAAACUUGCAAACUUUCUUCUGUUUCUUGUAUUCAUUUUCUAAAAUUGUUCUAAAUCCUUCACACAUGAGAGAUGUCCAAUAAACACUUUAUUUUUA
Xiphophorus maculatus (southern platyfish) is the source of this 4238-nucleotide messenger RNA. RefSeq names its product zinc finger protein ZFP69B-like. Lineage: Eukaryota; Metazoa; Chordata; Actinopteri; Cyprinodontiformes; Poeciliidae. Bases 457 to 1785 code for a protein of 442 amino acids. Gene Ontology annotation, biological process: regulation of transcription by RNA polymerase II. The transcript has 3 exons. The record is from RefSeq and is a predicted model, not a curated record. Gene Ontology annotation, molecular function: DNA-binding transcription factor activity; RNA polymerase II cis-regulatory region sequence-specific DNA binding.